AAGUAAUUAAACGUUUGGAAUUAAAAAAAAAAAGAGAGGAGCUUCGCCGGUACUAAAAGCGGAGUGAAGUCCAAGAAAUCUCCGCCAAAAGCGGUAUCCAUAAUCUUUUUCGAGUUAGCAUCGUCGCCGGCGAUGGCGGUUCUUCCGACUAGCUUUGCCGGAGCUCCGGUUAUGUGGACGAAGGUAUCACCCUCCUCGGAUCCACCGACGGUAACUGUUGCGGAAGUCCUUUGAGUUUAAGCUCUUUAGGUUCUCUUCUUCUUGCUCCUUGUCUUCUGCUGGGAAGUGCGGAUCUCGCGGCGGAUACAGCAGAUCUGAGAAUUUUCGGGCCAAGCGAAGGUGUCGGCAAUGGCGAUUCCCUCCCUCACGAACUCUGCUGGUUCAUGUAGAAAAGUUCCUACUUUGGUGCUGAAAGUCUUGGUCUCAAUUUACUGUGUGAUAUCUCUCUCCAAUGUUCAACUGGCUGAUGCUCAGUCCCCGGCUAUAUCACCUUCAGCCGCACUGGCUAUUCCUGAUCUCCCACUACCUGCUGAUGUGCCACGGUUUCAUAGGAAGCAUUUUACACCAUACGAAGCACCACAACAUACAGAAACACCUAUGCACCCUCCCAUCUAUAGUCGAUUAGUCACUUCUAGUCGUCCACCUACCAGCGCACAUUUUUCCAAACCAUCCAUGAAAAAGAAUGCCAUGUCUCCUGGGACCGGCUUGAUUGAUAUUGCUCCAGCACAACCCAGUACUGGUGCACUUCCUGUUGACAUAACUCAGCCACCUUUAUCUCCUCACAUUUCAAAUUGUUGCAAACCAGAUAUGGUGCUGAAACGAGGGACUAUUGGUUGCCACUGCGUGUAUCCUAUAAAGCUGGAUAUUCUUCUGACGAAUGUUUCAGAGAGCCCCAACUGGAACUUGUUUCUGGAUGAAUUUUCUUCCCAACUUGGUCUGCGAGUAUCCCAAAUUGAACUGAUUAACUUCUAUGUGCUAAGCUUAUCGAGGAUGAACAUUUCAAUGGAUAUCACACCUCAUACUGGAAUCAGCUUUUCAGCAAGUGAGGCAUCUGCUAUAAACUCUUCACUUAUCAGACACAUGGUUCGUUUCAGCCAUACUUUGCUGGGUGAUUACAGGCUUCUAAAUCUUACUUGGUUUGAGGCUCCUGCACCUUCUCGAGCUCCUAAUGGGGCUCCUCAACCACUUAAAGCACCAUCAUCAGGAUCCUCAGCAUCUACAGCAGUAAGUUCUCCGAAAAAAAGAAGGCACCCCAGUUUGAUUCUUAUCUUUGCUAUAGCCGCUGGCAUGCUUAUCAUUGCCAUAAUUUCCGUGCUUAUAAUCUGUUCGUGCGCACUCCGAGAAGGCAAGGCUAUGGAACCUCAGAAGGAAACUGUAAAACCGAGGAACCCAGACUCUGCUUCGGCGGGGGGUUCAUUGCCCCACCCAGCAAGCACACGUUUUUUGUCAUAUGAAGAACUCAAGGAGGCAACUAACAAUUUUGAAGCAGCCAGCAUACUGGGGGAAGGUGGAUUUGGUAGGGUUUACAAAGGCGUCUUAGGUGAUGGAACUGCUGUAGCAAUUAAGAAGCUUACAAGCGGAGGGCCACAGGGUGAUAAAGAGUUCCAGGUUGAGAUCGAGAUGCUAAGCCGACUUCAUCACCGUAAUCUCGUGAAACUUGUGGGUUACUACAGUAGCCGAGAUUCUUCUCAGCACCUUCUCUGUUAUGAGCUUGUUCCAAAUGGCAGCUUGGAAGCCUGGCUCCACGGUCAUCUUGGAUUAAGUUGUCCUCUGGACUGGGACACCAGAAUGAAGAUUGCCCUUGAUUCUGCAAGAGGCCUCGCUUAUCUUCAUGAGGACUCACAGCCAUGUGUUAUACACAGAGAUUUCAAAGCUUCUAAUAUUCUGCUCGAGAAUAACUUCCACGCAAAAGUUUCGGAUUUCGGAUUAGCCAAACAAGCUCCUGAAGGCCGGAGUAAUCACCUGUCUACCCGUGUCAUGGGCACAUUCGGUUAUGUAGCACCGGAAUAUGCUAUGACUGGACAUCUACUUGUCAAAAGCGACGUUUACAGUUACGGGGUGGUCCUUCUUGAAUUGUUAACUGGAAGGAAGCCAGUGGAUAUGUCACAACCUGCCGGCCAGGAAAACCUUGUCACUUGGACAAGGCCGAUCCUGAGAGACAAGGACCGGUUAGAAGAGCUUGCAGAUCCAAGGCUCGAGGGAAGAUACCCGAAAGAAGACUUUGUACGGGUUUGCACAAUAGCUGCAGCUUGUGUUGCCCCCGAGGCUAGCCAAAGACCCACGAUGGGCGAAGUGGUUCAGUCGCUCAAGAUGGUUCAGCGGGCCGUAGAGUUUCAGGACCCUCCUGUGAUGGCUUCCACGGUUCGGCCUAACCUGAGACAGUCAUCUACCACGUUCGAGUCAGACGCUACAUCCUCCAUGUUCUCGUCCGGUCCUUAUUCUGGUCUAAGCGCCUUCGAUACCGACAAUAUAUCACGAACAGCUGCUUUCUCAGAAGAUCUCCAUGAAGGCCGGUGAAAGGCCUUCUUCUUCUUCUUCCACGUUUUUUUUCUCUAAAACCUAAUCUUAGAUCUCUUUAGAUAGACAAAUAUCUGAGUGAGGAGAUUUAGAGCAGAAAGGUUUGUACGUUUCGUGACAAUGUUACUGGAAUUGGUGGUUCUCCCUCUCGAGGGUAAAAUGCUGUAUA
Messenger RNA from Tarenaya hassleriana, 2686 nucleotides. RefSeq names its product proline-rich receptor-like protein kinase PERK3. NCBI's taxonomy places the organism in Eukaryota, Viridiplantae, Streptophyta, Magnoliopsida, Brassicales, Cleomaceae. The transcript has 8 exons. The record is from RefSeq and is a predicted model, not a curated record. Gene Ontology annotation, molecular function: protein kinase activity; ATP binding. Gene Ontology annotation, biological process: protein phosphorylation. Bases 349 to 2517 code for a protein of 722 amino acids.